UCGCAAAUAUAAACAAAUCGGACUAUAUAACAAACCGUUUCAUUCGUGAACCCGAAAAGGUUUUUUUUUAUUACAGAGUCAGUUUGGAACUAACUCAUUCAAAAACGAAUUCGCUAUUAGUGUAUUGGCCCACCGUAUUAAAACGCCGUGGCACAGUGUCGAAUCUACCAAAGUUUUGAGUUGGCGUGAAGAAAAGAUGUUCUCUAUCAGAUUAGUAUGCCCGAAUGCAGUUUCAAAUUGUUAAAAUUUGAAUGAGAAUAAUCACUUAAUGUUCUCCAAAUGUUUCAAACAGAAAUGUUAAUUUUCAUUUAUAUUUUUUAUUGUAAAAAUGUGUAUACUCCGCCUCGAAAACCUACAACAUUUUGGCUUCACACCAAUUGAACACGAAGCUUGCUGCCGUCAACGCGAAUUGUGACACAAUUAUGAGAUCAUGAAAAUAAAACAGACAGCGGAUAUUACAAUUCAAAAACAAGCAUAAAAUUGAAAGAAAAUGUAAAUUCGUUUAUUUGUCUUUUCGUUAGAACACUGUUUCAAUUAUAAAAAGUUACGCCGUCAUACCCGGAUACAAAAGUUCCGUGCUAAAGUGUUUACGUUAUUGUUAUACGUGCAUUGUUUAUCAUCAAGUGUGCCAAAAUUUUUUGUUUUGAAAAAUCGAACCAAAAUGGCACAAUCGUCGAGUUGUUCGAAUCAACAAUCGAACAAGGAAAUAUUGGAACAACUGCUCGCCAAUUUCCAAUGUGCUAUUUGCGUAAAAUUUCCGCAAAACACCCACAUUUGCCCUUCCUGCUCGGCGAUGUAUUGCUUCGACUGCAUCCGGGAUUGUUUGCUGGCAACCGAUGCAUCCAGACGGAACAAGUGUGCCAAAUGUAGUAAAACCCAUCUCAACGCACUGAUCAAGUUGCGCUGCUUCGACGACAUGGAGCAGUUGGGUAUCGAAAUGGGAAGCCUUGAUUUGAAUGGCGGGUAUUCGCCCCCGGUGGAUGAGUCAGAAUCUGUGACAGAAUCGGGGACGCCUGAGCUGGAAUUGGAAGAGGAGGUGGAAUGUACAGAAAUUCCGGUAGGCCGGGUGGAACCUGUUGAAGGUUUACCGAAGGCAGUUGAGGGAACUUUCACCUUGCGAAACAUUCAUCGAUGCAAACUGGAACAUGUCUGCUCAGAGCGUGUGACCGAUGAAAUGGGAUUCAUCUGGCGAAUGCGAGUAUAUCCCAAUGGAUAUCGAGAGCAAGGUAGUUCUAAAAAGAUGCAUGUUUGGGUCGAGAUGCUUUACGGUGAACCUGGUUUUUACGAGGUUGUGGUGGAGUUACGCAACUUCCAACCCCUGGCUUACAGAGUGAAAAAAUCCGUCGUGGAUUUUAUUGGGGUGGAAAAUUUAAUCGACAUCAAAGAAUUGCCUAGAGGCAGAAUAGAUUUGAGUUUUAGAUAUACGAUUCGGCCAGCCAAUUACAAAGCGAAGGUCACAAUCCAGCAAAUUUUAUUGAACAAACACGCACGACGCAUUCAGCUGCUGAAAGGCGAGAGCGAAACAUUUGAAUAUCGCAUUAUGGAAUUUAGCGGUGUGGACUGGGAUGAAAACUAUCUGAAAAAAUUCACAGACAAAAUGCUAUCAUCGUGGUCGUUUGGUUUACAUGGCAAGCACAGGUUUGCGGAAUUCCAGCUGACACUCGUUGACGGACCACCGGGCAUAUACGACAUCGAGCUAACAAUGACUCAUCCCAACACAGAGUGUGAGAAACGUCUGCACUACGAAAGAGUUUUCCAAGCAAAUCAGAAGAAUGUGUUCAAUUUUCAAACACGAUGGGAUAAACUGGAGGAAUAUGGUUUCACACACAACAUGGGAGAUUAUUUAGAGAUGAAAAUCAAAAUUUGUCCACUGCAAGUGGAUCUCAAGUAUGUACUGGACUUCAUGCUGGAAAACAACAGUGACGAGAACAGUGAAGAAGAAUAUGAUUAUUCUUCAUCUUCCUCAUCUUAUUGAUGUAAUGUUUUGUUUAACCAUGUAUUGUUUUAUUAGUUUCUGACAAAUUUUACCCAAACGGAUAUUUAUAUUCUAAUAAAAUGCUAAAAUUCACGCGCUUAA
Messenger RNA from Toxorhynchites rutilus septentrionalis, 2077 nucleotides. RefSeq lists its product as uncharacterized. Gene Ontology annotation, cellular component: aggresome; peroxisome. Gene Ontology annotation, molecular function: ubiquitin protein ligase activity; tumor necrosis factor receptor binding; ubiquitin protein ligase binding. The coding region runs from base 662 to 1975 and encodes 437 amino acids. Lineage: Eukaryota; Metazoa; Arthropoda; Insecta; Diptera; Culicidae. Gene Ontology annotation, biological process: negative regulation of centriole replication; protein autoubiquitination. The record is from RefSeq and is a predicted model, not a curated record. The transcript has 5 exons.